Molecule: messenger RNA, 3099 nt
Organism: Urocitellus parryii (Arctic ground squirrel)
Lineage: Eukaryota; Metazoa; Chordata; Mammalia; Rodentia; Sciuridae
Source: RefSeq, a predicted model, not a curated record
GCGGCGCGGAGCGGUGGCGCGGCCGGGCGGCCAUGUCGCCUUUGUCUGCGGCGCGGGCGGCCCUGCGGGUGUACGCGGCGGGGGCCGCGGUGCUGGUGGCGCAGCUGCUGCGCCGCUGCCUCGGGGGCUUCGCGGAGCCAGUUUUCUGCCGGCAGCCGGACCGCGUGGCCAUCGUGACGGGAGGCACGGAUGGCAUCGGUUACGCCACCGCCAAGUACCUGGCCAGGCUGGGCAUGCACGUCAUCAUAGCUGGGAACAAUGAYGCCAAAGCCCAAGAAGUCAUCCGCGAGAUCAGAGAAGAGACSCUGAACAGCAAAGUUGAGUUUUUCUACUGUGACCUGGGCUCCAUGAUGUCCAUCCGGCAGUUCGUGCACAAGUUCAAGAUGAGGAACGUCCCGCUGCACGUCCUGGUGAACAACGCCGGCGUGAUGAUGGUCCCCCAGCGGCAGACCAAGGACGGGUUCGAGGAGCACUUGGGGGUCAACUACCUGGGCCACUUCCUGCUGACCAACCUCCUGCUGGACACACUGAAAGACUCGGGCUCCCCGGGCUGCUGUGCCAGGGUGGUCACCGUGUCCUCGGCCACCCAUUACGUUGGGGAGCUCAACCUGGAUGACCUUCAGGGCAGCCGCGGGUGCUACUCGCCGCACGGAGCCUACGCGCAGAGCAAACUGGCCCUGGUCCUCUUCACCUACCGGCUCCAGSGGCUGCUGGCCGCCCAGGGGAGCCACGUGACCGCCAACGUGGUGGACCCCGGGGUGGUCAACACGGACCUCUACAGGCACGUCUUCUGGGGCACGCGGCUGGUCAAGAGGGUCCUCGGCUGGCUCCUCUUCAAGACGCCUGAGGAAGGAGCGUGGACCACCAUCUACGCAGCGAUCACCCCCGAACUGGAAGGAGUKGGUGGCCGCUACUUCUACAACGAGAAGGAGACCAGGUCCCUGCCGGUCACCUACGACCAAAAGCUCCAGCAACAGCUGUGGGCCACAAGCUGCCAGCUGACCGGCCUCCCCGACGGGAGUCCCGACGCCAUCUUGAGAUAGCUGUGGCCCUGGGGCUCUGCAGCCCGGCUUGAUCACCAAGAUGCUUGGGAUUCUGUCACGAAGCCUGGAGUCACAUGAGGUCCCCCUGCAUCACCUGGGACACUCACUGAAGAUGUCCACCUCCUCUCUGUGCUGGGCACAGCAGACACCACCAUGGAKAAGACUUCACUGGAGUCGCCGGAGAGAGAACCAGAGAACACUCUUCACAAGCACCCACCCGCUGCCCAGGAGGCCCACGUGGACAGUAACCAGCUGGAGACCCUUCACAGCAGAGCCCCGGGCUCAACCAUGAGUGUGACAUGGCCAUGGGACAGCAUCGGGAGAGGACAGCCUGACAGAGGCCACCGGGCAUGGAGAAGCCAUAGGAAUGGGGUGACCAGCCCUCCGUCACCCCAGCUGGACCCGCCAUGCRAUGGCCCAGGUGACACCCAAUGGGGUCAGCCCACAAGACACUGCUGGGGUUCUAGCCGCCCUUAUGUCCUGUCCCCUAAGCUCCUCCCRGGGACGGUUUUCCAAGCGGAGAUGGGAGAGAUGGCCCCGUUAGAGGACUCGGGCUUGUUCCAACAGAUAGUGUCCGUGAUGGCAGGUACCAGUUUCCUGUGAUCCCCAUAAAUCAUGGCCACCAACCGAGUGGCUCAAAAUAGCAGGAUUUCAUCCUGCCCCAUCCGGGAGGGCAGAUGUGGAAAUCCAGAUGUCCCUCCACUGGCUCCCGGGGGCUCCUCCUGCCUCUCCAGCUCCUGGGCUCCAGGUGGCCCUGGGCGGGUGGCCCCUCACUGCAGUCUCUGCCUCCGUCUCCACGGGGCUCCUCCUCUGGGUCUGUGUCCCCUCCUCUGUCCCUGGGGAGGACACGGCCAUGGCACAAGGGCCCCCUGACCCAGGAGGAGCCCAUCUCAGGACCCUGCACUAACAACCUCUGCAGAGACCCUGUCCCCACACCAGGUCCCACUCCCAGAUUUUGGGGAUCUCCAUGCCCGUGGCGCCAUAUUGGUUUAAUGCUCUGCUGCUACCAUCUUGGAAUUCCUUAGCUGGAACUUGCCCUGCGGAGUCAGUAGUGGUCUCUGCUCAUGUCCCCUUCCUUCAUUAAGGAAAGGGAGCAAGCCUGCAGCUAGUGAGGACAUGCUGGUCACCCUCAGCAUGUCCUGAGAAAGCCAUUGGUAUGGUUAUGGCCAUCGUCACGUCUGAAGAUGUCCCCCAACAUCCAUGGGUUUUGUCUGCUCCCUUGGGGAUCCUCUGACGGUGACUGAUGUUCUCUGACAGCGUUCCCAGUGGAUUCCUCAACACUCAGCRUUUGUUUAGAGCGUCCUCUGUGGUCCUCUUGUUUAGCUGACCACCGCUGCCCGCUCCAUACAGCCGUGUCUGGCUCCUCUCAWCAGGACCACUCCAAAACCCAGGUCACUCAGAGGAUCUGCCGAGCCCUGGAGCCCAGACAGACGUGUUUCUGGACUGUAGUGCCUUCUAGAUUCUUCCAAGGUCGAGGCUCCAUCUUCCGUAUAACAUCUCUCAAUGACCAGCACAGGGCACCGAAAUCGAGAACCCAGGAUUCUAGCAAGACGUGCAACCUCUGCACAUGGGCACGUCCUUGGCUCCAGGUCACGGUGCCCACGUGCUGGUCAGUUUCAUCAUCACAAAAGGCGUCCAGAUGCACACGGUUGAUGGGGCAGCAGCUCGUCUCCCGGCCACACCCACGUUCCCAUUGCCCAGUGAAGACUGACCUUGGACACAUGCAAUUUCCAGGCAGUGGAGAUGGACGCGGAGAGCAACUGAAAUCUCGUACGACUCUGAGGUAAAAGGCAUGGAUCGCUGGGUGAGUGGAGCUGAUUCCAGGGCGCGGCUGACUCCUGGGGAUUGUGGGUUUCAGUCUCCAUCUGAAGUCAGAGGAGGAAGCAGAGCUCGGCGCCGAGCAGGACUAACGUGUUGAUUUCCCUGAUUCAACAAGCCGACCCAAGAUACUUUGGGCACGAGCAAAGUGGUCUUCCAUUGCAUCUGGUAACAUCAGUGGGUUCUUCAGGUCCAGCAAUGGACAGACCAUCUCAUUCAUGUGCCCAUCCACCAAUCC